UGUAAAAAGUGGAUCAGGUGGCUCACGUGCUAAAGGAUGGCACGGUCAAGAUCCAGAUCCCCCAGGUGGAAACAAAGGUCAUUAUCACCACAGUCUAGAAAUUUUGAAUACUAUGAGGAAAGACAUUUCCAUGAGCAUUAUGACCCUGAAUAUAGAAAUGAUCCAAAAAGAUCCUUUACUUGGAGAAUGGAUGAUGAGAAACAUGGACAGAGUAAACCAAGGAUUCCCCCUCGUGUGAAUCCAUAUUAUCGGUCUUACGAAAAUAGAUCACCUUCCCCUAAUGUAAAGUCUGUAGAAAAGUUUGACACAUACAAGCCUCACCAAGAAUAUUUCCCUGGAAGAGGGGAUGAUGACAGAAGAUCUCAGUAUAUGCCCACAUACUCAGAAAGUGCAACAACCUACACAGAGCACGAAAGGGAUUGUUAUCCCCCCAAAAUGCAAGGAAGGUAUAUUCCUGAUGAGCACAGAGGUAGAGGAAGCGGGAGAGGAGGGAAACCACCUGAGAUGUCACUGGAAGAUUCCUUUAGAUUUGAAGAGACAUGGCAUGAAGAUGAAUCAAGACACCAGAGGGUACAAGAAGAAAGCUACCCUCAGUCACCCAGAAGAGGCUCAGAAGACUUUGAUGCCAGGAACCUUUUUCAGAUGAGGUAUCCUGAGGAUUAUGAUUUCAGAAAGUAUGAUUACACAUCAAAAAGACCUACAGAUGCCACAAGAUAUGAAAAUAGAGAAGCAGCCAGAAUCCAAAAGUGGAAGCCUGAGCAUUCUUUUGUACCUUUCCAAGAGAAAAAUGAAGAGUGGAGCUUUGGAUCACAAAGCCACAGAUACACUGAGAGAGAAUACCCAGAGACAAGUUCAGCAACCAAAGUAUCUUACGACUACCGUCACAAACAUCAUAAUCUCUCAGACAGCGAGCAGGACUUUCCUGAUGGGAGGUUUCAGAAGUACUUGAAGGAAGAAGAAAGAAAAUAUAGUUCUCUAAAAGUUCCUGGAAAUAGAGAGUCAGAUUGUUUCAGUGCUGCAAGAGGAAGAGAGAAUGAGAAUGAGCAGGCCAAUGGGCUCUUUCAACUCCACAAGAAUGACUGUGUUUCCUAUGCCAAUGCAAAUAUAAAGGAAGCCAAUUUGGGGCCUUGUAACGACAAAUGGAAGAAAAAACUAAAUAAAGAUUGCAGAAAAGAGAGUGCCUCUUCUAGUAAACAACAUGGUGUAAGCCCAAAACCUGAAGAGAAACGCUAUUCAUUUGUCAAGAAGAAAUCACUUACUGUUAAAGUAGACAAGAUAGACACAUUUAGGUCUACUUCUAGAUAUUCUGCAGAGAGACAGGUAUCACAUGAUUUGGUUGCAGUUGGCAGAAAAAAUGACAAUUUUCAUCCAGUAUUUCAACAUCUUGACUCACCUCAGAAUCCUGAAAACAAACCCACUGAAGAAUUUGCUCAGGAAAUCAUAACAAUAAUCCAUGAAGUUAAAGCAAGUUGUUUUGCAGCACCUGAUGUUACUUUACAUGAGCGUUUCUCAAGAAUACAAAAUAGACAUGAUCCAGAUUGCUAUCAAAUGGCAUUGAGUUCAGAUCCAGAAUUUCACAGGAGAAUAGACAUGUCUUUGGCUGAUCUUCAGAAUAAACAGACUAUGGUAUAUGAACCAGACAAUACUAUGGUCAGAGUAAUAGAUCCAAAUGAUCUACGACAUGACAUUGAAAGGAGGAGAAAAGAGAGGUUACAGAAUGAAGAUGAGAACAUUUUUCAUAUGGCUAGUCCUACAGAGAGGAAUCAUCAAUGUUCCAGUUUUUCAAAGGUGAAGACUAUUCGUGCUGAUGGAUUUCAAAAGCCUCCACAUUUUAUAAAGUCAAAUUUUAGAAAAUUUAUUCAGAAACCUUACAUAAACUAUACUAUGCAGAGAAAAGAUGCCAUUACUCAGAAGAGAUUUAGAGUUGAGGAAAAUCAUCAAAACAGAAGAGGAUCUAAAAGAUCUUUCAAGAACUUUUUGGGUGGCAGAUUCCAGUCCCAUUUUAAGUCACAUCUGGUACAGAAGAGCUUGUAUAUUCAGGCUAAAUACCAGCGUUUACGGUUUGCUGGACCAAGGGGAUUUAUUACCAAUAAAUUCAGAAACAGAUUUCUGAGGAAAAAAAAGGAAUGCCCAAUAUUGCCACAGAAAACCAACCUGGAAUUGUUGCACAUGGAACUGACCCUACAUGAGGACUUAACUAAGGAUGUAACUGAGCAUCUCAUUUGGUCAGGAAUUGGAAUUGACACUAAGACACUAAUACUGUAACUUUCUUGAUAAAAUAUCUUUAUUUUUCAGUA
Messenger RNA from Phodopus roborovskii (desert hamster), 2297 nucleotides. It is a transcript of the gene Bclaf3, whose product is annotated as BCLAF1 and THRAP3 family member 3. The transcript is spliced from 11 exons. Gene Ontology annotation, molecular function: DNA binding; transcription coregulator activity. Bases 37 to 2265 code for a protein of 742 amino acids. Gene Ontology annotation, cellular component: mediator complex. Gene Ontology annotation, biological process: positive regulation of transcription by RNA polymerase II. Lineage: Eukaryota; Metazoa; Chordata; Mammalia; Rodentia; Cricetidae. The record is from RefSeq and is a predicted model, not a curated record.